AUGUCCUCUCCACUGACUGCCGAAGAUGACGAUAUCUUCGGGCGUCUCCAGCAGCGUGCGGAUCCGAAGGUGCAGGAGGAGCAACAGCAGGCUAUGAACGAACGGGUCCGAGCAAUUUACCAGAAAGCUCAGACACGGCUCGGGGAAUUGAUCGAUCAAAACUCGACUCUCCCUUGUGCCAUCUCUUCAAUUCAGGUCGUUAAUGCACCCAACACGCGCCGAGGCUUCCUGGAGCGGAUCUUCAACCCAUUGUUGAGCGCGAAUAAGAAUAGGCCGUACUCCCUUGCUGAGGCUUUGCGAGAGGUCUCGGCACGCACUGAAAAGCUCAGUAGAUUCGACCUCUUUCAAGAGCCAAUCCAGGUAUACCUUGACCAGAAUCCAGACGCGGACGUGAGGUCGGGACUCGCCAAUAUCGACGUUUAUUUAGCGGCUAAAGAGAAAUCCCGUCUUCUGUUGAAGACCGGAACCGACCUUGGAAAUACAGAGGGCUCUGCUUAUGGUAACCUUCUCUGGCGCAACGUUCUUGGCGGCGCCGAAACAUUGAACUUGAACGCUUCUUUGGGCACUAGAACAAGGUCGGCUUAUCAGGCGGCCUUUGAAAGCCCUAUCUUCAGUGACCCGGAUUUCCGCUUUGAAAUCGGCGGAAUUGCCAGCUCUACCCAGAAGUCUUGGGCAAGUCAUGAGGAGGUCGUCAAGGGGGGUUGGAGCAAGCUUCGCUGGUUGAGCCUAUCUGGACAUCGCCACGAAAUUGGUUACAACGGAUUCUGGAGACAGAUGACGGGCUUGGCCGAACAGGCAUCGCCCACUGUUCGCGCAGAUGCUGGAGACAGCGUGAAAAGCAGUGUCUUCCACAGCUGGGCCAACGACCAGAGAGACAACCCAUUGCUUCCGUCUCGAGGAUACUACGCCAAGACGUUUAACGAACUGGCUGGUCUGGGCCUAUUGAAGGGCGACGUUUCGUUCUGGAAAUCUGAAAUUGAGACACAGGGAGCUCUGCCGAUUCCAAUCCCGUUCAUGAAAGGUGACAGUGGCAUCAGUUUCACCACUGGUUUCCGUGCUGGUAUCCUCUACCCUCUAGGACUUGACUCCAAAUCUCAGCCCCAGCUGUCUCGCGUCAAUGACCGUUUCCUCCUUGGAGGACCUACUGACGUUCGUGGCUUCCGUCUCUGUGGGCUUGGUCCUCAUGAUGGGACUGAUGCUGUGGGAGGCGACGUGUAUGCAGCUGGUAGUGCCAACUUGCUCUUCCCACUGCCUCGCGUUGGUGCUGAGAAACCUCUACGUCUGCAAGCAUUCGUGAACGGUGGUCGGUUGCUGCCCCUCCGGACCUCAAACCAGAGCACCCCCACCACCAGUGCGGAGGUCCAGGAUGCCAUGACUUCUACGAUCUCGGAGUUGGCGAAUGAAAUGCCUAGCGUCGCUGCUGGCUUUGGACUUGUCUAUGCUCACCCAGUUGCGAGAUUUGAAUUGAACUUCUCUCUUCCUUUGGGGUUGCGAAAGGGCGAAGAAGGACGAAAGGGGUUGCAGUUGGGAAUCGGCAUCAACUUCCUGCGAUCUUCCUCUCACCCCCUGGCCGCAAUGGCCCAAUACUAUCCGCAACAGCAACCAUACGGAGCCCAGGCGUCUGCGCAAAACCUCCAGUUUUUCCCUUCGUCUUAUGGCUCUCUAUCCGGACACACGACACCUUCUCAGGCAGCAUAUAGCGGCAGCUUCGGAACACCCUCUUACCCUUCUGCCCAGGCGUAUCCCGGGGGCGGGGGCGGUGGCUAUGGGGGGUUUGGAUCUCCGGCCGCGGGAGUAAGUGGGAGAAUGGGUGAACAGGGUGGAUUGAGGACGGGAUGGUUGGCUGCGUUUGGGACAGAGGGAUAUGAUGGAGAGCCACCACUGCUGGAGGAGCUGGGUGUUAAUUUUGAGCACAUCCGGACAAAGACAUUGACAGUAUUGAACCCAUUCGCUCGAAUCGACCAACACCUCAUGGACGAUAGCGAUCUUUACGGCGCCCUCCUCUACAUUGUUCUCUACGGAACCUUCCUCCUUCUUUCCGGUAAAGUCUUCUACGGCUAUAUCUACGGCGUCGCAGUCUUCGGCACUGUCGCCCUACAUCUUAUUCUCAGUCUCAUGUCCCCGGCCCUAGAUACAUCCGCAGGCCCCAAUGCAGCAGACCCAACCAACUACGACCCGCAUAGCAAACCGGACGAUUCCACCGCCGUCGGUCACUUCUCCGCGACCUUGACUUUUCCCCGAUCCGCCAGCGUCCUGGGAUACUGUUUCUUGCCUCUUGUUAUGACGAGCUUGAUUGGCAUCUUAGCGCCUAUGGAUACUAUGUUCGGGUACUUGUUGACCACUGCUGCGGUGGGGUGGUGCACGUACAGCUCGUCGGGGAUGUUCUGUGCCGUCGCGAGGAUGCGUGGUAUGCGAGGGUUGGUUGCGUACCCGUUAGCGCUGUUUUAUGUCGUCUUUGGAAUCAUGGGUAUCUUUUCGUCGAGGGGGAGUGGAACGCUUGCUGCGAAAACCGGGGCUAGUUGA
Molecule: messenger RNA, 2523 nt
Organism: Aspergillus ruber CBS 135680
Lineage: Eukaryota; Fungi; Ascomycota; Eurotiomycetes; Eurotiales; Aspergillaceae
Product: Yip1-domain-containing protein
Exons: 7
Coding region: 1-2523 (840 amino acids)
Biological process (GO): endoplasmic reticulum to Golgi vesicle-mediated transport; vesicle fusion with Golgi apparatus
Cellular component (GO): outer membrane; trans-Golgi network
Source: RefSeq, a predicted model, not a curated record